AUGGGGUUGACACCACCAUGUAAGAUUUUGACAGAUGUUGGGUUGAAAUUGAGGAUAAAGAAACGAUUCCCCAUCAGCCAACUAUACCGUCUUCCCAUGGCAGCCUUAUCUUUGCGGAACCGAGGUUCUACUAUCUAUCUUGCGCACUUGGUUUGUUCGCCCAACUCGACUGGGGCCUUCUGGCCUGAGGAGUCGACGAGGGGCCCACCUGACUUGCAACUGCGGCGGGGAGAGAAAGAACAAUGGAUUCUGCGGGCGGCCAUGGCAGCUGUCAUCUCCAUUCAUGAAGAGGAGAACAAUCGGACCCAGGCUCAUCUCGAUCAUUCUCGAUCGCGCCAAUAA
Aspergillus luchuensis is the source of this 342-nucleotide messenger RNA. RefSeq lists its product as uncharacterized. The record is from RefSeq and is a predicted model, not a curated record. NCBI's taxonomy places the organism in Eukaryota, Fungi, Ascomycota, Eurotiomycetes, Eurotiales, Aspergillaceae. The coding region runs from base 1 to 342 and encodes 113 amino acids. The transcript has a single exon.